Botrytis deweyae is the source of this 1305-nucleotide messenger RNA. RefSeq lists its product as uncharacterized. Gene Ontology annotation, cellular component: cytosol. The record is from RefSeq and is a predicted model, not a curated record. The coding region runs from base 187 to 1305 and encodes 372 amino acids. Lineage: Eukaryota; Fungi; Ascomycota; Leotiomycetes; Helotiales; Sclerotiniaceae. The transcript has 3 exons. Gene Ontology annotation, molecular function: 3'-5'-DNA exonuclease activity.
UGCAUGCACAAGUUUAUGGAGAAUGAACUCAGCCUUACAACAUUGCAUUCAUGUCAGCCAUGGCUUGUUCAUCAACAAAAUGAGGGAGGUGUUCCCCGCUAGUAUUUCUUAGCGCAAGGCUGUCACCCCGCAAAUUUCAUCACAGCCUUCUUCACCUCCUCAACAUUCAGUACUUCAUUUCACUCCAUGAAUCACCUUCGCCCACUUUGCAGGUUCACGAACUCUUUUCUAAAACCGCGAUUAAACUCCGCAGCAUCACUGAGUAUUCACAGUCACAGACUCAAUAUGUCUACAGCUACCAAUGGUGUCCUCGAAGCUGGGCAAGGGGAUAAGCCCCGUUAUGUAGAUAUAGGUAUAAAUCUUACCGAUCCCGUCUACUCUGGAAUCUACUAUGAUACACAACGUCAUCCAGCCGAUCUGCCCUCUGUUAUCUCACGAGCUCUUACUGCAGGGUGUCAGAAACUUAUCGUUACUGGAUCCGAUUUAGAAGAGUCUAGAAAGGCUGUUGAACUAUCUAAGGAACAUUCCGGGGUACUCUUCGCAACCGUUGGCGUCCACCCCUGUUCCUGUCUCCAAUUCACGAAAGCCCCAAAUACUCCGGAUAAAUACCUUCAAGAACUCGAGUCGUUGGCAUUAGAAGCGAAAAAUACAAAUCACUGCGUAGCAUUUGGAGAGUUCGGCCUUGACUACGAUCGUCUGACUCUAUGCCCAAAAGAUGUCCAGUUAGAAUACUUUGAAAAGCAACUCGAUAUAGCGACUCGCCUACAUCUACCACUCUUUCUUCAUUCGCGCGCUGCUCAUGAAGAUUUUGUACGAAUCUUAAAGGCCAGAUUAGAAGAGUUGCCAAAGAGAGGAGUGGUUCAUAGUUUCACUGGAACAAAAGAGGAAAUGGAGGAACUGGUCGCUUUGGGAUUUGAUAUCGGGGUGAAUGGUUGUUCAUUGAAAACAGAAGAGAACUUGGAAGUGGUGAAAGCAAUACCUAUGGAGAGACUUCAAAUUGAGACUGAUGGACCUUGGUGUGAGAUCAGACCUAGUCAUGCAAGUUCGAAAUGGUUGAAGGGGUUCGAGGAAGGGAAAGAAGGGGAAGGAAUGAGCGAGGGCGAAAAAUCUAUCGAGGGCGGGAAGGGUUGGAAGAGUGUGAAGAAGGAGAAAUGGGUAGACGGGGUAAUGAUUAAAGGUAGAAAUGAACCUUGUAUGAUUGGUCGGGUAGCGUGGGUCGUUGCAGGAGUCAAAGGGGUGAAUGUGAAAGAAUUGAGGGAGGCGGCAUGGAAGAAUAGCUGCAAGAUGUUCGACUUGGGAGCGUGA